AUGAAUAAUGUGUCGAAUGUCUGCCACGAUGAGCUUUUCGGGCCAGCCGUCGCUACGGAGUCUUGUCGAGGCGGGUUCGACUUCACAGUGCUAUUCGAAGAAAGCGUCCUGUCUAUCCCGCUGUCGGCUGGGUUUCUCCUGAUUGCCCCUAUUCAGGUGGCCCGUAUCUUCAAAGCCGUUUCGGCUGCCAUCGCUACUUCUAUCAAUGUUCAAACUCGUUCGUACUUCUCGGUCACCCUUGUUGUUACACCUUUUUGUAAUCAUCAGCAAGUUCAUGUCAUUAACAUAGGCUGGAAGGUAUCGACUCUCGUGUAUGCCGGACUUAACUUAGCCUUGCUGGUCUUAUGGGCUUCGGGACAUGGAUUCACCACUCGCGCAACCCUGGCCUCAUCCGUGUUAAGUCUCUGUGCCGCUCUCGCCCUCGCUGUCUUGUCCCAAGUUCAACAUGGCAAAAGCCCACGGCCAUCUUUCACAAUCACUGGUUAUCUCACAAUUUCACUACCCCUGAACGGCGCGCGUGUCCGAACCGCCUGGCUCCUGGCAUCGGACAAACAUCUCAUGCCAGCUAUUCUCACCGCUGCUCUAGCCGUCCAGGUUCUGAUUCUCGUCCUAGAGACCAAGAACAAAAGGAAAAUCCUGGCUGGUGCGUAUCACAGCUUCUCACGCGAGGCAACAAGUGGCCUCCUCAGUCGUGGGCUUUUUUGGUGGUUGAGACACUUGCUUUCUGAUGGAUCCCGGCGCAUCUUGGCCGUUGAAGAUCUCGAGUCCAUCAAUGAAAAGCUUAGAUCUUCCAAGCUUUCGAGUGAGCUACAGGUUCGAUGGAUGAAUAAAAACCACAAUCGGCACAAGCACGCCUUAGCUCUGGCUACGCUUUCGGCCUGGCGGUUGGAACUUGCCAAGAUUGCUCUUCCUCGUCUUUUUCUGGUUGCACUUAGCCUUGCACAGCCUUUCCUGAUCCACCAGAUCGUAGAGACUAUAUCGGCUCCUGUCAGUCAGCAAACUUGGAACCAAGGACAUGGUCUGAUCGGUGCUGUGGCUUUAGUCUAUACAGGGAUACCCGUAAUCUCAACUUCCUUCCUCCCGCCCGGGUUGCUGCUAAUCAGAUGUGUGUGUCACAAGAUUGCGACAGGCUUUUAUCAGCACCUUUCCUUUCGACUCAUGGCUAUGGUCAGGGGCGGCCUCAUUUCCCUGAUCUAUGCGAAGAUUGUGCAAUCGCCGUCGACGCAAGUCGGUGACUCUGCUGCGAUGACAUUGAUUGGUACAGACGUCGAACGAAUCUGCGAGACGUGGCAUCUUGUGGUCGCCGAAAGUUGGGCGAGUGUCAUUCAGCUUGCUUUUGCUGUGUGGUUCUUGCAGAUGCAAAUCGGUCCAGUUUGUAUCACUCCAGUCAUUGUUGCAUUAGUGGCGACCGCCAUGUCAGUCAGAGCGGCUGGGUUUGUGACCGCCCGCCAGAAGGUCUGGCUCGAGGCGAUUCAAGCGAGGAUUAACUUUACCGCACAUACCCUAGGCUCGAUGACAAGUGUCAAGAUGCUGGGCCUUAGCAACAAAUUUGAAUCUCUCAUACAGGGCAUGCGUGUUGCUGAACUGGACCUCUCCAAGAGGUUCAGGCGCUUGUCCAGCUUCAAUGUCUGCCUUGUAAACUUACCCUCGCUAUUCUCCCAGUUCUUCACAUUUGCGACCUUUGCAAUCGCCGCCAAAAUUCAGGGUAACAGCUUCGUGACGGUGUCGCAGGCAGUCACAGCCCUGUCCAUUCUCUCCAUUCUCAUGGAGCCUCUAGGCAAGUUGUUAGUGGUGAUUCCUCAGGCAUAUGCUGCCUUGGGUUGCUUUCAGAGAAUCCAGGACUUUCUUGCUAGCGAGUCCUGGGACGACAAACGACUGCCUGAAUGCCCGCUAGGAACAACGAAUCUGGAGAGCCACAAUAAGCCGGACACGAUUCAGACGCCUUUGGACCAUAACCGUGUGGAAAUGAUUCAACGUCCACAAUCAACACCAAAAGAGCCUCUUCCUCGUACGAUCUUCAACUCCGACCAUGUGGUCAUCCAUAAUGCUACCGUUGGCUGGCGAGGUUCCAGCCAUGUAGUCAAAGACAUGUCACUGCGCAUCAGCCAAAAUCAUCAUCUCACAGUCAUUUUGGGACCAGUCGGCUGUGGCAAGUCUACAAUUCUAAAGGCCAUUCUCGGUGAAGCCACCAUAUUCAACGGCUCUGUCUGGAUCAGUAGCAAGGAGCUAGCCUAUUGCGAUCAAAGCCCGUGGGUUUCCAACGGCUCCGUCCGAGAAAACAUUGUCUCGGGAACUGACUUCGACGCUGCUUGGUACAAUACUGUCGUUCACGCUUGCGCUUUACAAGUGGAUCUGCUGCAGUUAUCGGACGGUGACGCGACGAAUGUCGGGAGCAAAGGGGUUUCGCUCAGCGGUGGACAGAAGCAACGCCUGACGUUAGCUCGGGCACUUUAUGCGCGCAAACCUAUCGCUGUCCUUGAUGAUGUACUGAGCGGCCUGGAUGCCGCCACCCACGACAUCGUCACCACGCGUGUCUUCGGAGCUGAUGGACUGAUCCGGAAGCUGGGUAUGGCAGCCAUUUUGGCCACGCAUUCUGUGAGCCUAUGCGCCAUCGCGGACCAAACUAUCAUACUUGACGACCAAGGACAAAUCAUUCAGCGGAGCUCAUCUGAAAACAUGGCUUCUCUUGCGCCACAGCUAGCCGGAGACGUCGGCUCUUCGGCGAGCUCAGGAAAUAGCCCACCUCCCAAAUUUUCAGCUGGUGAAACUCUGGGUUUAAGCACGAGACGAGAUGACAACAGACAGGUGGGAGACUUGUCCAUCUAUCUAUAUUACUUCUCGUCUUUGGGAUGGCUUAGCUUCGCCUUGUUCGGAUUCUUCGUAGCUUCAAACGUGGCAUUCGGCACCUUGCAAUAUGCAUGGAUCACACUGUGGGCCCAAAGCAGCGACGGAUCGCAAGCAUCACGGAUAAGCUACUGGCUUGGGUUGUAUGCACUCUUUGGGGUUUUUACUGCGGCCGGUCUUAUUUCUGCGGUCUACUACAUGUACGUGGUGAUCGUACCUAAGUCUGCACAGUCUCUCCACUUGACUGUGCUUCAGGCAGUUAUACGAGCUCCGAUGUCUUUUCUCGCCAAGACCGACACUGGGGUGUUGGUUAACAGGUAUUUCAUGACUUUCGCAUUCAGUCAAGACAUGCAAUUGGUUGACAUGACCCUACCCGGGGCACUCGUGAAUGCGAGCUUUCAGCUUGCUGCGUGUUUUGCAGUUGCAGCGUUGGCCAUUGUGGCUGUUCCCUACUUCGCAGCUGUCCUGCCCUUCGUCGCCUGCGCUCUCUUCUUCCUCCAACGCUUUUAUCUAAGGACAUCUCGGCAGCUUCGACUACUAGACCUGGAAGCGAAAGCACCUCUCUAUUCUCACGUUCUGGAGUCUCUCCAGGGCAUCGCCACUAUCCGAGCAUAUGGCUGGACGAGCAACCACGUCGCUAAGAAUCUCGCCCUCCUCGACAGGGCCCAGAAGCCUUAUUACUUGCUCCUCUGCAUUCAACGAUGGCUGACUCUUGUAUUGGGACUGACGGUCGCUGGGCUCGCGAUACUGCUCACCGCCCUAGGCGUCACGCUCCGCAGCAGACUGGACGCCGGUUUCCUCGGCGUUGCCCUUGUCAGCAUGAUGAAUCUUGGCCAAUCCUUGGCUGCCCUUAUCACCUUUUGGACCUUGCUUGAGACGUCCUUGGGUGCCAUUUCGCGCGUGAAAACUUUCUCCGAGGAUACCCCGACCGAGAAACCUCGCGAGAUCGUGGAUACAAGAAUUCUCGCUGGCUGGCCGUCUCAAGGAUCGGUGGUCAUUGAGAAUUGGUCGGCUCACUAUAAUGGGUAUAUAUAUCUCACUUUCUACUUUCUGGAGUUUUGUACCCGUCUGAAGCAUCACCCCGUGCUUCGCAACAUCGAUAUUUCGAUUCAGGCCGGGGAGAAAGUUGCCAUAUGCGGCAGGACAGGAAGUGGCAAAUCCUCACUUCUCUUAUCCCUGCUCGGCAUGGUCGACGAGUCUACCGGGAGGAUUGUCUUAGACAAUGUCGAUCUUGCAUUAGUACCUAAAGAUGUCACCCGCCAGAAGCUCACAUGUCUCACACAAGACCCUUUCUUGUUUGGCGGGAGUGUCAGACUGAAUGCAGAUCCGCAUGGUGAGGCUACAGAUAUCGAUAUCAUCUCUGCCCUGCAGAAGGUUGGGCUAUGGGAUAUCUUCCGAUCAAAGGAGAGCACAGAGACCUCUCACCCUCUAGAAUUCUCGAUACUUGAUAUGAAUAUGGAAGAGGACUUCUUGUCCCAAGGGCAAAGAAAGCUUUUCUGUCUCGGCCGUGCGCUUUUGCGCAAGAGCCCGGUCCUAGUUUUGGAUGAGCCGAGCAGCGGUGUUGACGCCAGCACCAAAUCUUACAUAGAAGCCAUCGUCGAGUCGGAGUUCGCGACUAGCACUGUCAUCAUGGCAACGCACAGUCUCGCUGGUGUCCGUAGAUUUGACAAGGUUGCUGUUCUAGAUGGGGGCGUGUUACUUGAGUAUGGUGAGCCAGAUGAGCUAUUGGGGAGGAUUGAUGGGGCAUUCGCGAAGCUCUAUGCUGUGCAGCGUGGAAGACCCGAGACUGCUUCUGCGUAA
Messenger RNA from Colletotrichum higginsianum IMI 349063, 4644 nucleotides. Its product is annotated as ABC transporter. The record is from RefSeq and is a predicted model, not a curated record. Gene Ontology annotation, biological process: transmembrane transport. Gene Ontology annotation, cellular component: membrane. The transcript is spliced from 17 exons. Bases 1 to 4644 code for a protein of 1547 amino acids. Gene Ontology annotation, molecular function: ATP binding; ABC-type transporter activity; ATP hydrolysis activity. NCBI's taxonomy places the organism in Eukaryota, Fungi, Ascomycota, Sordariomycetes, Glomerellales, Glomerellaceae.